Messenger RNA from Porites lobata, 17993 nucleotides. NCBI's taxonomy places the organism in Eukaryota, Metazoa, Cnidaria, Anthozoa, Scleractinia, Poritidae. The record is from the annotation of a GenBank genome assembly.
AAUUCUAUUACAGGUAUUCCCCAGACACGGACGUCCAAAAGAGGUGUUCUAACGUUUGGGCUUAUUGUUGCGUGUGAAACGAAACGAAAUGCUCUCGAGUACAAUGGUUACGGGUGUUAUUGCGGACAAGGAGGAGAGGGAACACCCGUGGACGAGAUUGACUGGUAAAUACCCAUAUCAUAAUACACGACGUCUGUGAGGAGGGGGGGAGGGGGGGGGGCUCCUAGCCCCGCAGUUCCGUUGGAACUUCUGUCGUCUCUAUUCCGAAUACCGUUGUAUUUCCCAAUACCUUAUUCGGUUUCAAGAGUUUAGUAAACGGUUCUAAUGGCUUGACAGUGAAAACCAGCGAUUAGUGUUUCUCAAACUGCGACCAGAGGGUCUUUUUUCAGAAUGUUGUUUCCUAAUUCUUUUUGCAGGUGCUGUUAUGAGCACGACAUGUGUUAUCAUAAGUUGCAACAGAAAGAAGCUUGCGGCAAGUCUUAUCACAUUGUUCAGUUGUACUUAACUCCGUACCUACGGAAGGGGUGUUCUGGUUGUGGUAAGUACCCUCCUUGAUCCAAUUGUAAUAAAGCAGUAAAGUACAACAGAUGUGUGACAACAAGAAUAAUUUACUUCACCAAGAUGGCGGUCUUACAAAAAGUGACCUCACUAGUAAUGGGUAUGAUAAUCACAGGACACCCAGCCAGUAUAUUACAUGAAUCAGUAAAAUCCAACUAGUGGUCUAUUAUCAAUGCUGCUUUCUGAUUGGUCGAGCUACUACUAGGCUAUAUGUUAUAGCCCACUAGUAGCGAAAAGCGCCGGCUUUGAAAACCAAAACAAUGGCGGCUGAAUCUUGUUUUGCUUGCUAAAGUUGUUUUGUCUCGAUAUUUUUGACCAACUAGUUGUAUUUUACUAAAACAAUUAUUCCUCUCGCCCUCAUGGCCUCUGAGUCAAUGCCCAUUCGGCCUUCGGUCUCAUGGGCUAUUGACUCAGAGCUCGUUCGGGCUCGAGGAAUAAUUGUUAAACCACUGACAAUUAAUAAGACCCUGCAACCCCCUCGAAAAUGAAAAAAACAACAACAUUAACAAACAAACAAACAUAUAUGGCAACUGCCUUACAAAACAAAAUGAGUUGAACGUAUUGAACGUAUGAAUUGAAUACGCUUAUUUCGCAUCCAUCAGUUUUCAAUCCUUAAUUUGAUGUAAUCAACCCACCCAAACUAAUAAACUUCUAACCAUCUUGUAUUGGCUUAAAUCUUAUAGAAUUUUGCAGCUCUUGCUUAUUUUAAUAAUACCACAGCAGUAAUUUAAAAUAAAAACAAUAAUCAGUAGCAUAAGACGUAAACUUUCUAAGUUUCGCCCUGAAAAUUUGACAUCAACAUGUUGUAUUAUAUGUUGUGGGGUGUAUGCAGUUUGCAAAAGUAGAACGCUCUUGUGGCUACACGAGGACAUAAGUCACCCCGCAAAUAAUGGCAGCGUGCAUAAUGUAGGUGUUUUUGCCGUAUUUGCGAACUUGAACAUUAUGUUUUCCUUUUUUCCUAUUGUAGUGGGAAGCCCUUGGAAUUCUUGCGUUCAAAAGAAGCUGUGCGAAUGUGAUGCCGAGGCUGCAAAAUGCUUUAAGAAGUACGAUUCAAAAUUCAAUGAGAACCACAAGAACUACCCGAAAUCAACGUGCAAAUGAAGUGAAUAGUUUUACGUAUUAAGAAGCAUUAUUAGAGAAGGCUUCUUUUCAGCUAGGAACACUAUAAUUAGUUCUGGUUAAUCUGUCAAAGACAAAGUAUUGAGCAAUCGAAAAUAAAGCAUUAAAAGUCACUCAAUAUUAUGUUCUUCAUUCUUUAUGUAUCUAAAAGGUUGAGUCUCUCUUUGGGUACCUGCGGACGUGGUUCAGGAAUUGCUUUUCGAGGCGGAAACGCAAUCAGCUUGAGCAACCACGACGACGGAAACGAAGCAACAUUUUCAACAGCAAGAUAAAAACUAAUCAGAUGAAGUGCUGGCAAAAGGAAACUCAUCGAUAUCAAUUAUCUCGGGCAAAAAACGAUUCAGAGAUUUCACCAGAUCCAGAUCACCAAUUAGAUGCCAACCUCUACAGAUCUAAAAUCUGGAGACUCUCUCUGUUGCACUACCUCCUCGAAUAUCAACGGACCCCCCCCUCCCAAAUCCUCCCAGCCCCCAGAUUAUGAUAUAGGAAUGGCUUCCGACAUUAUAUGAAGUCUUGCAUGAGGUACAUACCAUCAAACCAGGGGCAGACCACCCUCUGUUAGUGGGGGCCGUUGUUGAUUGAAAUCUGAGCAAUGAACUUUUGUUAUUUAUAGAAGAAAUACAUAUGAACAAUACGGUGGCUAUAAUUUGUUCCAAAAUGCAGAAUUUAAAGCAAAUUUUGAAUGAAAGUUUGAAGAAAAUGUUAACUGAGUCAUUUGUCAUGUUUUUUUCGCCGUCCCGUUCUGAUUUUAGCGCUAUUUUGCGAGAUGAAUAUUUGACCUCGGCGGUUGGAACUAAAGAAGGAGACAAGGCAGGCAGCAAUCAGCCGCCGGCGAGUGAACCAGUCCAAUUCAAGCUGGAACUGACGCCAAACUGUUUAAUAUCUUACCUCGAAAAUACCGGCUCCCGAUCCACUAGAUAUGUAUCCAUGCCCCAUUCGAAUGAGAGCUCAAUCCUUCCAAAUUUUCUCGAGAAAACCGAUCCUGAAGUUGCAAGACCAGCUUUCUCAACAUGACCGGUGCAAAAAUCUCAACCAAAGGCAUUUGAGGUAUGCGCGUCGAUUCAAAUCCACCAGUCAGCGUAUCGCGACCGUUGGCAGUUCAAAACCGCAGGGUUGUGGUUUUGAACUGCCAACGGUCGCGAUACGCUUAAUUCAGUUCAAUUCUCCUGGUCUACAAUUUGAUGAUUGGAUACUCUAAAACGAAUAGAUCCGAGAGUGCUUUUGAUAAAAAGAUAAGGAAACCCGGAUUAAAACUUAACCCCGGGUUAGCGCUAACCGGCGUUCGAACAACUGGGCCCAGGUUGAUGUGACACUCGUUAACACAGUGUGAACAGGAAGGAGUUCAUACUUAACUGGAUAGCCGUUCACGUCCACAUGAAAAGCCAUUCGGUAUUGUGUACACAUCCCUCAACCUUGCCCUGAUUACCAAUCUCGCACCCAAGAACGUGAACCAGUCUAUAACCAAAAUCUGUUAGAAAUAAACCAUCAAGAUAACGGCUCGUUAUAACCUUUUAUUUAAGCAAUAGACCACACUUUCUAUGGGUUUACCGGCGUGAUAACCCGCGCGGGGUGUUGGGAGAACAGCAGAAAUGCUUGUAAAUCACUGGCCGAAGGCGAUUGAUUUACAAGCUUCUCGAGUGGUCUGCCAACAUCCCAAGUCGGUUAUCACGCCGGUAAACCCAUAGAAAGUGUGGUCUAUUGCUUAAUUAUAAAAUAACUUUAAGUUUUCUAUGAGUUUAUCGGCACAAUAAUCCAUAUGUUUUUAACGUACUAUCUUAGUUAUUUUAUAGUGAUGAAUGCUCUAAAUUGCUUUGCAAAGUGGUCGACUGGACUCCGGAGAAAUGAUAAUCAAGAUAGUCAAUAUCAAGAGAGGAUAAAGGGGACAGAGAAGGCAUCCCACAUACACACCCUAUUCCACAGGUAAUUCGUCUCGAGUUAUUUUUAAGACCACAGAUCCCAAGGGGGAUUAAACAACAGCAAAGCACAUAGCGCGAAUGUGUUCCGAGUGGAUGACCCACGUUCAGAGCCACGUGUCCUUCACGAAUUGACGCAGAAAAAAAUGGCGGAAGACGCGGAGAGCAAUAUUUUUAUUUGUUUUGUCGACGAAAACGGCUAAAGACGGAUUUCUGCUAAAGCUGUGUCAGCGAAACGGAAAUUAAAAAAGAAUCGCCCUUCCUCUCUUGUAUAGAGCUAACAGUACAGCAGGGAAAUCCUUAACACGCUGAAUAUUCUCUCAGGAUCAUUUAUAAUUUACAGUUUGAAGAGAGCAAUUUCUGGUUUGAUGUUUAUUCUUUUAUUAGUCUUCUAUUAUUCAACAAAAAUAACACUUGGCGUCGUACUUGCUUUAUUGUACAAACGACCGGUUUCAAUAGACCGGCGAAAUUUCUCAUUUUAUUAAAGCACUGAGGUAACGACAACCUCGAGUUAAACUGAUUUAACGGGUUGUCAAAGAGUCCAGCGAUUCCUUUUUGCCAGGUGAGCGCCGACUCGUUUCGCUUCAAUAUUCAUAAAUGCUUUCGUUCUCUUUACGCUUUCAUUGCCUUUCGCCCGACAUGUUUUGCACGGUGUUUAGUCAUGCGAAACCUCCACGAAACAUCCACGCAGCGCGCGAGGUAACUUUAUCCCGAUUCUAAAAAUAACUCGAGACGAAUUACCUAUGGAAUAGGGUGUGUAUGGGAGAUGCCCUCUCUGUCCCCUUUACCCUCUGUUGAUCAGGAGCACGAAACUCUAACUAAAUAUCUAACUAAAAUUGUUAAUUGUUAAUUGCAGUUUGCAAACAUGAUCCAGUGUUCCACAAAUCGAAGCAUGUGGGAUUAUUAUGAUUAUGGCUGCUGGUGUGGGUUUGGAGGAUCAGGAUCAGGGCAGCCUGUAGAUGGCACUGACAGGUGAUCAUUCCUUCUGGGCGAUAGAGCCAGGAAGGAAUGUAUUGUAGUUCUACUGAGCCUUAUAAUGGCCUAAUGGCUUCUUUUUGAUGCUUCACAAGAGGUAUAUGAAAAAGAACGGGAUUUUAGUAGCUGGAGUAUAUGAAAGGGUGGGAAAAUCUGUCAGUUUGGUCUUUAAAAAGGCCCAAAAGGGCCAGCAGAUGAAUUUCAUGGCUGUGAAAGAAUCAGAAAACGUUCUGGUUUUGUGAUUAAUUCAUAUCUAAAAGACGGUGCAUUUACAGCAGUUAAAAGGGAUGCAAAAUUCUAAACUAGGUAUGUGAAAGGGAUAUUUUGACAAUAGAAGGUACAUAGAAUGGUACAUAAAAGGGUGAGGGGUUGGACUUCGGGGCGGAGCCUCCCCUACAGGUUUGUUGUUUACCCCCUCCCUCCCCCUGCUUUUAGUCUGCUAAAAGAUGGAUUGGGAUUGGCCGUUUUUAUGCUACGUUUGACGACUUUAAGAACGUCCUCUGCAUCUGAACGAAUUACUUUACAGACGACUUUAAAUUCGUCUAGUAUAAACGGGACGCUGUAAACUGGAACGCGGAUAUGCCCAAUUUGUCUAGAAACCGGACUAGAAGGAGGUAGUGUUUUGCCUUUUUUAAGAAAACUCUGUUUUGUUGCAUUGCCGUCGUCUACUUUUCAUGGAUCCCCUCUUACACCAAGUGACUAGUUAGCUUGAGUCUUUUGCUUGUUUUUUAAAAAGCUAUUUGGACUUCUUUAUAGCCGAUUGCUUCGUGCGUUCCCUUGCGCCUUCUGAGUGCAUAUGCACCACGAACAGGGAAAUAGCGCAGAUUAGUUUGCUGUUCCUCUGGACAAAAAUAAUGAAGACCUUGUGGACAAGUUUGAUUCUAGUUUUGCCGCUAGUAUUUGCUCAAGUUUGGCAACGUUUUAUUCUUUUUAUCGCUACAAUUGAUGUCGUCAAUGUGGUAAGAAUUUGCACGGUAAAAUUUACCUAAGAGUCUAAACCAUUCGCUCCAAAGCUCAUGUUUAAAAACGUGUCCUUGACCUAAACUGUUAGCCUGAGAAAACAGCCGACAUUUGGCGACGCUACCACUGGUUUCCUCGCCAAAUGACAUCUGAGCAACAAGCAUAGAAAUUCGAUACUGAUGACCUGUCAUUACUCAGAUCUGGGUAGUGCUUCUGAUUGGUUAAAUCAAAUUUCCUACGCGACACAACCAAUCAGAAGCACUACCUAGAUCUGGGUAAUGACGCGUCAUCAGUAUAGAAUUUCGUCACUCACUUCUCAGACGUCAUUUGCGUGGAAACCAGUGGUAGCGUUGCCAAAUGUCGGCUGUUUUCUCAGGCUAGUGAUACGGAGGCCGUGUUAUAAUAAUAAUAAUAAUAAUAAUAAUAAUAAUAAUAAUAAUAUUUAUAGAGGGAGCCCAACUCGCCAAGGCGGUUUUCAGUGGGGCCCUCAUGCAUUAAUCUAACUAAUUAAUUAAUUAUUACGAAAAAAGUAAAAUAUGUUUACAAGUAAAACAAAUUUAAAAAUUUAAAAUCUUAAAAUCGAUCAUACAAAAAAUAUCAAGGUUUAAAAAUUAGCUGAGAUCUUUUAAAAAAGUUUUUAACUUGGAUUUAAAAAUAGAUAAAAUAUUACACUCUUUUAAAUCAUUUGGAAGGCUGUUCCAGUCUUUCGCGGCGUGAAAAAUAAAAGUUUGUUUACCCCAGUUUGUUCUGGGUAGGGGUAAGCGAAUAUCAUUAGAGCGUCUUGUAUUAUAUGAAUGAACAGCUUGACUUUUAGUAAAAUUAAAGUUGAAAUCGGUUUCUCCAAUAAGACACUUGUGGAUUGCAAUGCAGCGAUGAAAAAACCUUCUUGUGGACAGUGACUUCAAAUCUAGACUUUUCAGUGCUUCAGUUGACGAGCUUCGGGGUGGUUGCCCCAGUAUAACUUUAGCAGCUUUAUUCUGUAGAAUCUGUAAUUCUGACAUGAUGGUGUCAUUGUUCUUGUCCCCCCAUAUAACGUCUCCGUAAUCAAAAAGAGGGAGGAUUAGGGCAUUGUACAAGGCAACUCUAGCUUGUAGCGGCAAUAGAUUCCUGAUUCUCCUAACUAGGCCUAUUCUCUGAUUAAUCUUCAUGCUGAUAGCAUCGACGUGAUCUGCCCAGGAGAUAGACUGUUGAAGCGUUACGCCUAGGUAUUUGAAUGAUUGUGUUCUUUCAAUGCCAGUGCCCUCUUACUUUAACCGAAAUGCCUUGAAUACGAUUCAGUUUCUGAGGACUUCCAAAGAGGGUAUGUAUUUUGCCAUAGAAGCACCUUUCUCAUAGCAAUGUCAUUUUCCCGAAAGAUGAUUUAAAUUUCAAAAUAUUUUCCGAGAGACUGAUGAUCAUUUUUAAACCUAAGCAAUAGCCUAAAAAUCGCCUCCACAGGAAUCCUAUGUCUAGAAAGCAUUUUGCAAAGUCGUCAAUACACCCACCCGUACCUGUUGGGCAUCCAAUAACAGCCUUUUAAAUUCAUUUAAUUCAAAAUUGCCGCCGUAUCGAUAAAAAGGUCCCUAACAAUAUUGUUUCCUUCAUAACAGCUACUUUCCGUCGACUACACAACAAAUAAAGGCACAAGAUGAUAUGUAAAAGUUUGUCUUUCAGUUUUUUGUCGCCUACUUUAUUUAGCAAGACCCUAAGUUUAAUAAAAUAGUGCUUUGUUGAUGUGGAUCUGGCAUAUGUUGGUCGUCUUAAUAUCGACUCCGCUAACCAAAAUCGGCUGAGAGAAUGCUUAAACCGUUUGAAACAUGUUAUGAUAUCGAUAUUCUUGAAGAUUACUAUAAACAAUUUAGGGAAUAUUAAGACAAUGUUGAGAAGAUUUGUCUGUCGUUUAAUACUAGCUUGUUUUUUUUUUUCCUUGUGCCUGAAUCCGAGUACCCUCUUGAUGACCUUCAAAAACAAUGAAAGAAUGCUCUGUGUGAAUGUGACAGCGAGGCUGCCAAUGCUUCGCUUCAUCAAGUUUUAAUCAUUCAUGUUUAAACUACGAUACUACUAAGCAGGGAAGGCGGAGGGGGAGGGGCUGGUAGGGCUAUGCCCUACCACUUUUAUUGCUGGGAUUUAUAUUAUAGGAUUCCAGUUGAUAUGGAAAAAAUUCCCGUGGAAUUAUUGGACUUUGACCUAUGGAAGAGUGGGAUCCUGUUGGUGGUGUUAAAGCUUGUUAAAGAUUCCAGAACCGGAAAAGAAGCUAAUUCUGGAAGUCCAAACUAAUCUGUAAGCUGCUUGCUGUAAAUCCUACUACUGUACGUACGGCUUCUGAAGACGUGGCUUCGAUCCAGGAUUGGUGACGAAAGGUUUAGCAACCAAGUAGUAAUGUUGAAUGGUCACAAGCUGAGAACAGAAGUGUCUCUAUAAAGCUGACGACGCACAGGAGUUUGUUUCCAGCAAUGAGGACCGCAAAAGAAACCUCGGCACUGCGGGCAACUUCAAAAAGUAGCAAUCUUAGGAAGGUUUAUUUAACAUAUUGACUAUACUGAAUACCACAACACGUGACGACGUUUAUGGAGGGGGGCGUAAAGGGAGUACGAAUACCGCAAUACCGCACAUGGUAGCGCGAGAAUACCGCAAUACCAAAUCAAAAUUUAGCCAAAUACCGAAACCGCAGUUACAAAUGUGAAAAAGUCGACAUUGUCAAUACUACAAAUCCCCCUUUCAAAUAGAAAUAAUACUUUUACGUCAGUGUUUCCAAAUCAAGGUGCGUCGAAGUCAGGCGUACGAUAAACAUAAGAUCAUCGCACUCGUUUAAUUUUGCUCAUAACAUGUAUACGUUUACUUAAAUGAUACAACGGGGGUACUUGGGUUAAUUUUUGCUGGGUAUGUGCCGCUGGCCUCUCAGAGCACCUACCCCAUUAUAGUCUAUUCUGUGGCCAAUUAUAGACCCCAUCUUAGUCACUUUUGGACAAAUAUUUAAUUUUUUCGAUCCCAGCUUAGUCACUUUCUAGAUUAUGAAUUGACCAUUUGUUAGACUGAAUGAAGAACGCUUUACUUUUCAUCUACAGUACAAACAUUCUGGUACGUUUGCUAACCGUAAAUAUGAAGAACUGUCUUACCCCCAAAAAUCAGAAAAUGCACGACCUCACUCUAGUAACUCUCUGAAAAUGCGACCCCAGUAUAGUCAAUCCACUCGUGAAAAUGCGACCCCAUCCAGCGGCGCAUCCCCAUUGGCCUCUUAUAAGGAAGUAGCCCCCACGCGCCUUGGGCUGCCAUGCUUCGUUGGCUAAGCAAACACGAAUACUUGCACAUUCUAUAUUCCUGCAUGCACAACGAGAAGGACGAGUAGUAAUUUUUAGACCACACCAUCUUCACAGAUUAUCUUUCGACACUACGAAAUUUAUAACGACCUCACUGACCUCACUAUUUGCUGGAAUAUCUGACUGAUGACUUGGUUGACCCUCUGGAUCGCUCGCCAUUGUUUCGCGACUGGCACGAAAGUGGCGGUAAGAUUGGUAAGGAGGUUUAUAACCCAGCUGACUAUUCCCACAAGGUCCAUGAGGUCAUAAAUCAUGCGACAUGUUUACGUAUCAUUGGAUAAAAAAGUUAAUGUCGUUAAUCAUAUCAAGUAUUAACUGAAAUACAAGCCAUACGAUUUGUAUGAGGAUUUGCACAAUGUACGAUCCCCGACUGUGCAACUAUAGGAAGACACGCAGGUCACGCAGGCUAGCUAGGGAGACCUUUUAGAAUUUAUAUCCUCUUGUCAUGAAAAAGAAGCAGAUCACCGCGACGCAACGAUUUUAUCACCGACUACCGCGACAUAAAAUUUAAACUCACCGCACACCGCUUGGACUCUGAAAACUGCAAUACCGUACUUUGAAAUAAAAAUUACCGCAACAGCGCACCAAAAAAAAAACCAAUACUGCAAUACCCAAUACCGCAAACCCUUACGCUCCCUCUUUAUGUUAUAUUUGUUGAGGCUGUAAAUAAGAUGGCGCGCAAAUGCAAGAUAAAUGGCGAAACACUGAACUUAAUGCUUCUUUGUACUGACCAGAUUUUUUAGCCCUACCACUUUAAAAUGGUCUUCGCGGUCCAUGUACCAAGUGUUGAUGCUGGUGACCUUCCUAUAGGACCAAGAGAGAUCAUUAUACACUUAAUGUCAGAUCCCAAGGGAAACAGUUAGUUUUGUUUUCCCGUGAGUCCUGAUGUUUCCCUCGACUUCGUCUCGGGAAACAUCAGGACUCGAGGGAAAACAAAACUAACUGGUUUCCCGAGGGAUCUGACAUUAGGUGUUUUGUUAUAUUUCUAGAACUUUCACUUAAACAGCAACAAAAGAAUAACCGGAGCGAACGAAAACGGACCAAAACAGUCGACUCGGUACUUAUAACAACACAAAUUUAAUUCUCAAAAGCACUGAAUGAAUGAUUUACAAACAAAAGUACUUUCCUUAUAUCAUCUGCAUCUUUUUCUCCACUAGCUGCUGUUUUUCUUCUGGGAACUUCUGGGAUAACUUUAAAAAUCGUUGCUUUUUAGCUUGAGGCUUCGUGAUUGUGUUGUUGUGUUCAUUCACGAAAAAGAAAACCGGCAGGACCUGGCGGUGUUUUUCCCGCCUUCUGUCACGCCACUUUCUACCAUGCUUUGAUCACGUGCUGCAAUGUAUCCCGAGCGGGAUACAUUGUUUAAUGUAUCACGAUCGGGAUACAUUUGAUUUUAGUCAAGGCCACGUGACCAAGAAUCAACCAAUGGCAGUCCCUGUUUAGUUGAGUGAAAUUCUAGGAAUAUAACAAUCCCUCUUGAUAGGACUGUAUAUGAAACAUAUAUUAUCAUAAAGGAAUUGUCCAAAUAAAAGUUAUAUUAUUUUGCCACUUAUUACGCAUUGAUUUAAAGUGUAUUUGAAAAGCUUUUAAAGGACGUAAUCGAUCAUUUAAACAUUAUCUCGUAAAGUGUCUCCACAGAGAUGAAGUUUGGCUUAUAUAAAUGAGUCACUUUCUAUCGACUGGACGCACCUAACCGAAUGCAGCACCACACUAUAUUCAGUCAUGUAAAGUUGAUUCGCAGGCCUCUUUAAUUUUUUGUUUAAUACUACCUCAGCAUCCUCACAAAUUUGACAGCAAAAAGUACAGAACGUAAAAAGGCAUUUUUGACCUUAACGCUACUUUUUUCCGUAUAUCAUGCUAAGAAGGAAAACACAUUCAGACAAAAAAACUGUCAGGGCACCUAGAGACCAAACCAAAAUCAGAAGUUACGUUCUAUAAUCAUUGCAGCUGUUUUGGGUGUAUCAUUGCCUUCUGAUGAUUCGGUAACCACGGCAACCCAGAGUUGCCAAACUCCAAACACAAAUUUUGCCAAAAAUAUUUCGUUGGAAGCAAAGUUCAACAAAUGGUAGAACUCAUUUAGCUCCACAGAGAUAAGUUUCUUAUAUAAAUGGGAACUCUUUAUCGACUGGACACACCUAACCGAGUGCAGGACCACCCCGACUGUAUUGGCGUAACGGUGCUUCUUUAUUUUUUAUUUAGCUUAUAAACAUUAUUUAAUCGAGACUAGCCCAGCAGCCUUAAAAAUUGACAGCAAAAAAUACAGACCAUAACCAGGCAUUUUUGACGUUAACGCUACGUAUUUUUUUUCAUGGUGAUAUCAUGAUAAGAAGAUACAUCCGUUAGGUCACGACACCGAGAUAACGUAAGUAGGAGGUCUGUACAGCUGUGUUUAGUGUUGUAUUACCCUCUGAUUACUCGGUAACCACGGCAACCCAGACUUGCUAAACUCCAAACACAAAUUUUGCCAAACUUAAUUGCGUAUUAAACAAAGUUCAGUGAAUGAUAAAACUCAUCCAAAAAUUGUCAAGGAGGAUUGUGUCACUUUUAGACGGUGCAGGAAAUUUUUUUUGUUUGUAUGGAACCUCAAGCUUUUUAUUAUAACCUGAGGGACAAUAUUCUUAGAAAUAUGCUCCACAUUGUUUGAACGGAGAACAAAUAAAACAAUUUAUUAGGGAUACGCAUGCGCAGUCUUUGUCGUGGUGGAAGACAGAAGCAACAAUGAAAGGCUCUUUUCUUCUUCUGAGCAUAGUACGUACUGUUCUUCGCAGGUAUCAGUUCACAUGGAAUAGAGAACAAAACCCCUGUGAAACGUACGAUACGUUUCGAUGUGUUUGGUAUUUACGAAACUGCUUUUGCUUUGUUGCCAAUUUUUAAUAUAAGUUUAUUAUCAUAUGAGGACAAGUGUCACAAAAAUAAAUUAGCCGUUAUUUUGUAAUUUUAUGUUCUUCGUCAAAUCGUGCGCCGCUCACAUACAACCAUAAAUAAUAAAAUGAACGAACUUUGCGUUUUAAAAAUUAUAAAUGAAAAGCUGGUAAUAGGCGGUAGAUUACCUUUAAUAGGUUUAUCGCGUCCGGUCUUUAUUUUCCAAAACAGUUUGAUUAAUUCAAUCUCUAAUUUCAAAUUUUUUGUUUUAGUAAAACAGAAAGAGAGAAGGAGAGAGAGAGAGAGAGAGAGAGAGAGAGAGCGGAGAGAAAAAAUGUUUUUGAGUUCUUUUCUUCAACUCAGUAUUAAGGCGCCCGGCUUAGAGUUUGUAAAUGAAUCGCAAAAUAACAUUAACACAGAGUUGGAUGGAAGGGUGGUGAUGUGCUUCUCAUAUAUUCUAUUAAUUAAAAUCGAAUCCAAAUGACUUUCUUAUAAUUCCUUAGGUACAGUUGAUUGUCCCUUACUUAGUUCAUUUUAUAAAUAUUAGUAUGCGCAAAUAUGUUUUAACCGUUGCGUAUUCUUCAGGCGAAAAAAAUAAAGUAAGCACUUUUAGAUAACAGUUAUCAUCAUUAUCACUAUGUCACGUCGCACCCUCUACUGUUAUUAGAUCUACAGUUAUUACUGCUGUGUGUAUUAUUAUUAUUAGUAUUUCAUUGCCUUCGAAUAUUGGCAAACCACGAUAACUGGAAUAGCCAAACUCCAGCAGCACUUGACAUCGUUGUCGGUAUCGAAUGCUUUCCGCAGGUCAAUGAAAAUCGCACCAGUCAACCGGCCUUGGUCAAUGUAAAGAGCGCAGUCACUCUCUAACAAUUAGCCAGUCCCUAACAUAGAAGUCAACCAAUUACUCAGUCAGUCAAUCGAUCAAUCAGUCAAUCAAUCAGUCAAUCAAUCAAUCAAUCAAUCAAUCAAUCAAUCAAUCAAUCAAUCACUCAAUCAAUCAACCCUAAAAAUAAGUUAGCCAUUUAAUUCAUGAACUUCACUUCUUCGUGUCCCAGUUUCAUUCUCAAAGAAGCAGUCUUUCUUGUCGUGGAGCAUAGGAGAGGCCAUGAAAAGUUCUUUCUCCCUUUUGAUCUUCGUGCCGUUUUUAGCAGGAAUCACUUCAUAUGGAAUAGGUGAGACAAUUCCCGUUAAAGAUACCCCACGGUACUCAUUGAACUCGUUUUUUUUCAACAAUUUUAAUCUAAAAUUUACACAGUUCGUUUAGCCAAGUGUUUUUCACUCAAUGGAAAUAUUAGAGAGCUUUAGACUCUGAGACGAGGACGACUACGAGCACGAGAUUUCUCAAUACUGAGUAUUGCUUACGCGAAAACCAGAGUCAUUUUGGCGAGAAAACGUGAUAGCCUACGAGUUUUAGCGAGAACGUCGUAGUAGCGGGAACAAGUUAUCCAGUUUUAGAAGUUUAAUCAUUUGGCGACCUGAACAGGGCUAAAACAUUCUUCAAUAAAAAUAACCGCACUAAUGCUUCAGGUGAAAAAAGGACAAUGAAGCGAUCUGUGUUGAAUAUUUUCCUAGAAUACGCGAAAAAUUGUUAAGUUAAAUCUCGCACUCGCAGUCGUCUUCGUCCUCAAAUCUAAAGCUCUCUGUUAGAUCACCAAUUCAACCACGUUUCUAUGGCUUAAGAGGGAUGAAGGUCUCUUGUGCAGACUGCAAAACUCAGCCGAGCUUUUUAAUAACCGACCAAAGAAUAGCACAUCAAAAAUGAAGACACAUUUAAACAUUUCUUUUUGUUUUUAAGGUGUAUUUAUUAUAUUUCACAAUAUAAUUUUCUAAAAAAAUAUAUACCAAAUUUAUUGACAUGGAAAUAAAGUUAUUAUCGUUAUCUUCAUUAGAAGUGUGGUUUUAAUAAGUGUUAGCUUCGCUUUUCACAAUAGGACGGAGAUACCACAACGAGUUUAUUAAGGGCUUUACAAACAUUUUUCAACCAAGCUUGGGCAUAGGGUCAAAUUAACAAAAUGGUGUGACUUUUUUCGUUUAGCAGGUGUAAUUAAUAAGGUCGCGCCCCAGCUGUGUUGAUUUUGUUGCUGCUCAGCAGCGGUAGGUAAUUAUUUAUUCGGAUUUGCUAGAAGAGACGAAUACCUAGCCAAACCUUAUCAGCGAACCUGUAUUUUGUGGUCAAUCACUUACCAAAGUCCCGGAAAUCACUUUGUUUAAUUAUAAAACUAACCUGUUGUUACCUUUUCCGAGGCCCCAACGAGUUAUUUUUCAUUGUCUUCACCUCUAUUAAACUGUCACUUUGACAAUUUGCACUAGUAUGGUAUUAGUACAACAGUUACAGUGUGUAACCUGUAUUAAGCGGUCAGUAAGCCACUGAUGCCCCAUGGCUGAUUCCUGAGGGGGAUCUUGAGACCAUAUUUUCAAGGUGUCCACAACUAUGCGCUGAAAUGAUAAAACUUUCUUUAUGUGUAAAAAUGGACUUGGUAAGUGUUCGUUAUUUGUUAUAUCAGUCAAUGGCUGAAAAGUCAAAACUUGGACUCUUAGAUUUUCUGCUAAAGAAAACCCUAAUAUGGAGGAAGCAUUGUUCGAUUGGACGAUCGUGUUGCAAUAUGACGUCAAAGCAAAGUAUCGAUUGAGUUCUAGAAAGUUCUCGGGCAUGAAUUUUUUUCACCUGAGCGUUCGCUUAACCAACCAAAAGCCACGCGCGUUUGUGUCCGUUCUAUAGAUCAAUCAAAUCGCUCUAUUUCCGUUCAUUUGUUGUUUCUGUUUUGUUCACGCGUUUUCAUUUCAAGGUCAUUUGAAAAUCGCUUUAUUUUUGCUUUGUUUUUUGUCUACUCCGAGUAUCUAAAAUGACCAAGUCGAUUUUUAACUCGAAGUAAGAUUUUAGACGUUGCUCCAUUCUUGCACUGUUUGCAAAUUAUUUUUUCUCCUAAGUCACCCAGCUUCACCCUUAAACGUCAUAUGGAUCACCCCAGUUUGAUUUAAAUUAUAAACUUAUUAACUAGAGCUUGGCUAAAUCUAUAUAUUACAUCUGGUAUUCUGCAAAAAAACUUUGCGGUUUAUUGGUAAUGAAGUAAAACAUGAGACGAGGUUGAAGAAUUUAUGUUCAACGCCGUAAAAAUGGUAGUUAAAAUGGUAGUGGUGCAGCCCCUCCUAAGAAGAAUCCUGGACCCGCUCCCGAAUUUUGACUGCCUCGUGUAGGCUUUCGGAUCGAUUGUACUCGCAAAAGUAGCACAAUAUGCUACUAGUAAUGCUAGUAUAUUUCUCCUUGAAAAUUAUGCCAAUAAUUAUGCUAGUUUUUGUAAAUUAUGUUCUUAAAGUAAAAAAAUAUAGAAAGUAUGAAUUUGGUAAAAACACCUCAAUAACUAUGCACGAAUCAAGUUAAUGGCAGACACAUUAACCCUAAUUAUCAGUAGCGACUUUACCGGUGUAUAAUUUAUUGUAUGACAACUUUAAAAACUCUAAAAUUCCGUCCGAACUUCUGUCUUCUCUAUUCCGAAUACCGUUGUCUUUACCUUAUUCCGUGCCAAGAGUUUGGCGAAUCCAGCUUCCUGGGUAGCGGUCAAAUCCCUAUCCUGCAAUUUAUUUCGGUCAAAUCCUGGAUCUCGAGAAUACCAAUCCAGACACCGAUUGCAGUCGUACUUUGCCUCAACAAUAAGGCUAUCAUUUAGAGGUGGAGAUGACACGUAAAUCUAAAUGUCUGAUCUGCAAAGGGCAGUACAGCCCAUCUUCAGCAGAUGUAAUAAAGACAAAUAAGACAGAGGGCCAAUAACUAAAAUCAUUUAGAUUGCUGUAAUGGGGGUCAAACAUUUCCAAAGUAUUGGACCUGGGGCAUCAAGUAAUUGUCCCGAAUGAUUCCUCGCAAACCCGUGCAAUCAAGAGGAUGAACAAGUUUGAUGUCCUCCGAAGAAUUUGCCCUAAAACUUAAGAUUAGAAAAGGUUAUAUAAAAAAAUGUUUUCAAAGACACAACGGAUGAAUGUCAAGCAGCUGUGAUUAGAAAAAGUUAGUUAUAGCUUACAAAAAAUCUUACCUGGCAAAAUCCUCACAUUUUAUAAUAUGUACUUUUACAGGUUUAUAAAACAAACCCAACAAAAUCUUUUCCUACUGAAGUAUCGGAUGGCCCCAAGCUAUAAUCGCGAGAUAAUUUAUCUUUACGUUUUUCGUAUACAGUUUAACUGUGUUGAGGAAUUGUUAUCUUGUGAAAAUCUACCAAUGAAUUUUUCAGUCGUGUAAUAAAUCUCCUGUAAUAAAGCUUGCUCAAGACCGUUCAGGGAAAAUAUCGACUCGUCCUUUUUUUGUAAGGACCUCGCUGGGCUUGGUCGGUUCUGUCAAGACCUUGGGCCAAUAUUCUACAAGUACGGUCCUUGCACUUCGUUGAUAACAUACACAUACAAUCUUAUAACCCUUAUUUACACGGGCUUUAACAGGCAAGGAGAGAGGAUGGCGUUCGUAUUCUCGGUUUUCACAUUACGUAAUCAAAAUUGAAUGAUCAAUCCUCCUGAGUUUUUAUCUUCACAAAUUAUUAGAGCAGCUAAAAGCUAAAAUCUAUACAUUUUUUUUCGAAAGGGUUCCUCGUUUUGUGAUAGAGAUAUGCUUGAAUUUCUAAGCUUUUGCGUGAUGCGAAAUUUACAUGGUGGCCGAGAAAGCUGUCGCAGAGGUUUAAUUUAAUUGCAUUAGAAAAAGUAAUACUUUAGUGUUUAUGAGUUCCUCUAAAGAUGAAUUGCCGCUUUAGUAGAAAAACUCAGCGACAGAUAUUUCUGUUGGUUUCCUGGCGUCAUGUUGGUGUCCAUCCGGAUGGGCACCAUACAAAGCUCUAUACAUUUAUGAAAAUUGUACUGACCUGAAUCUUUGCGAGGGUCUUCGAAUAUUCUUCUUCUUCUGUUUCCCAGAUACUGGACUUUAUUUAUUAAACGGUUUUGAUCUUUUGGAAUUUUUUUUAUUUUUAAUGGCUUGACAGUGAAAACCAGCGAUUAGUGUUGCUCAAACUGCGACCAGAGGGUCUUUUUUCAGAAUGCUGUUUACCAAUUCUUUUUGCAGGUGCUGUUAUGCGCACGACAUGUGUUAUCGUAAGUUGCAACAGAAAGAAGCUUGCGGCAAGUCUUAUCGCAUUGUUCAGUUGUACUUAACUCCCUACCUACGGAAGGGGUGUUCGGGUUGUGGUAAGUACGCUCCCUGAUCUAAUUGUAAUAAAGCGGUAAAGUAAGGGGUGUUCGGGUUGUGGUAAGUACGCUCCCUGAACUAAUUGUAAUAAAGCGGUAAUGUGUGACAAACAAGAAUAAUUUACUUCACCAAGAUGGCUGUCUUACAAGAGGUGACCUCACUGCUAAUGGGUAUGAUAAUCACAGGACACCCAGCCAGUAUAUUACAUAAUCACUGACAAUUAAUAAGACCCCGCAACCCCCUCGAAAAUUAAAGAAACAACAACAAUAAGAAACAAACAAACAAACAUAUAUGGCAACUGCCUUCCAAUACAAAAUGAGCCGAACCUAUAGUGAAUCGAAUGCGCUCAGUGCAGUAUUUCCCACACAUCAGUUUCCAACCCUUAAUUUGAUGUAAUCAACACACUCAAACUAAUAAGCUUCCAACCAUCUUGUAUUGGCGUAAAUUUUAUAAACUCUAGCAGCAAUAAAUAAUAAUAAUAAAAAAUGAUCAAUAACAUACCGUAAAACUCCGAAAAUAAGCCCCGGGGAUUAUAUUUUUAUAUUUUUCAAAGGUCCUUUUGUGAGGUGCUUAUAUUUGGAGGGGCUUAUCUACGGAGGGAAAUUUGCGUUUCAAAAUCGAUUGGGCUAGCCAUAUAGUUGGAAGUAAAUUUACCGUUUUUGUUUUGUUUUACUUUGUAUUUGAGGGCAAUUUUCCAAGUACAAGCCCCCAGGAGGCUUAUAUUUGGAGGGGCGACUUAACGGAGGGUUUUUGCGUUACCGGUUUAGGGGGCUUAUAUUUGGAGGGGCUUAUUUUCGAAAUUUUACGGUAAGACGUAAACUUUCUAAGAUUUUGCACUGAAAAUUUGACAUCAACAUAUUGUAGAAUAUAUUGUGGGGUGUAUGCAGGUUGCAAAAGUAAAACGCUCUUGUGGCUACACGAGGAUAUAAGACACAGUGCAAAUAAUGGCAGCGUGCAUAAUGCACGUGUUUUUGCCGUGUUUGCGAACUUGAACAUUAUGUUUUCCUUUUUUUUUCUAUUGUAGUGGGACGCCCUUGGAAUUCUUGCUUUCAGAAGAAGUUGUGCGAAUGUGAUGCCGAGGCUGCAAAAUGCUUUAAGAAGUACGAUUCAAAAUUCAAUGAGAACCACAAGAACUUCCCGAAAUCAACGUGCAAAUGA